Messenger RNA from Aspergillus bombycis, 345 nucleotides. RefSeq lists its product as uncharacterized. The record is from RefSeq and is a predicted model, not a curated record. NCBI's taxonomy places the organism in Eukaryota, Fungi, Ascomycota, Eurotiomycetes, Eurotiales, Aspergillaceae. The coding region runs from base 1 to 345 and encodes 114 amino acids. The transcript has a single exon.
AUGCCGUGGAAAGUAGUUCUCAAUGAGCUAUCCCAAGCCGUCCGAAACAACGUGGACAAGAUCACGAAAAUGUUGCCUGAAAACAUGACGACAAGGAGCAAUGCCGUGAAAACACUUGACCUUCGAGUCGAUGUUCAUCAGGACUCGAAAGAUCCAAACAAGGCAGUGGCUAAAAUCCAAGCGAAUGCACAAGCCAAAGAUAAUGCGGUCAAGGAUUACAUCAAGUCCGGAAACAAAGGUGGCGGUCACAAAGGCACUCACAAAAACAUCACGGAAAUACCGUUCGAUCGCACCUCCUUCGAUGUUGAUGACUUUACGUCCAAGAUAGAAAAUGCGCGGAAAUAG